AGGGCACGCACAAGAAAUUCAAAAUAAUCAAAUAGAUAGUAUGAUCUCCGAUCGCGCCAUUGGCUCUAUAGGCUUUGUCGUCAGUACAGCCUUCUUCCUCUACUACAUCGCCUGGAUUGGGAUCAUGCCCCAUGUAGAUCGCUCGCACUUCACACAGGAUUUCUUCCCGCCAUGUGAGUACGGACUCCUGUUAGCGUCUCUGGUUAUGGUCAGUGGUAUAGGGCUCUCCAUAACGCUCGCCUCCGUUCACACAAUACUAAGGUCAGGCUACCACUCCUCACUCAGAACCCACGAGCAGAUGUAG
Messenger RNA from Phytomonas sp. EM1, 304 nucleotides. NCBI's taxonomy places the organism in Eukaryota, Euglenozoa, Kinetoplastea, Trypanosomatida, Trypanosomatidae. The record is from the annotation of a GenBank genome assembly.